This is a messenger RNA of Tricharina praecox, 1834 nucleotides long. RefSeq lists its product as uncharacterized. The coding region runs from base 1 to 1770 and encodes 589 amino acids. The transcript is spliced from 4 exons. Gene Ontology annotation, molecular function: DNA binding. The record is from RefSeq and is a predicted model, not a curated record. NCBI's taxonomy places the organism in Eukaryota, Fungi, Ascomycota, Pezizomycetes, Pezizales, Pyronemataceae.
AUGCGACGUCCCAACCGUGCAAACAAACCUCCGAGCUCGGCCGCCUCCAAGGAGAGGGUGUUAAGGCCCCAGGCCCCGGAGGGGAAAGUCAACUUUCCAUGCCAUGAGGAUUCAUUGGACGAGGAGCAAAAGCACCAGCUCAGGAAGAUGCAGCUCUAUCCGGCUGAUGGCGUAAGUCGUUACUGCCGAAAGAUACCUUUCAGAGGAUCCAAGGGCCAGCUGUUUGAGAUUACGGGACGGCAUGAGUUCAACCUCUACGAGUACAGUUUUGUAGCGAAUAAUACGCUGGGUGAGCCAACGCGGUGGUGGAUCAUGUGGGACUACUCGACGGGCUUCGUUCGCGUCCACGACUUCUUUAACUGUUGCAAACCUGGAAAGACCGAGCCGGGAAAUGCUCUCAAACCGAGCAUCAAUUCAAAUCUGGCGGCAAUCUGCCCCAAUAUCACUGGAGGCCAGCUCCAUGCUCAAGGAUAUUGGUUCCCAUACGAGGCCGCGAGAGCGAUGGCAACCAGGUUCUGUUGGAGAAUAAGGUUCGCAUUGACGAUAGUCUUCGGGAAAGACUUCCCCAGGGAUUGCCUGGAUCCAGAGAAGGAUAAAGAGGAAUUCGGUCGAUACAACAUAGAUGCAGCCAUCAUCGUCGCAUGCACGGACAGAGUCCGCAAACUCAAGCAGAUUGAAGCUUCACGUAGUCAAAAACAACGGGAAUCCAAAGCUUCCUCCACGAGCAACUUCACGCCGUCCAAUUCGAGAUACGCAACUCCGCCCGAAGGCACCUAUACUCCACCACGUUCGACGUAUCCAACGGCUUCGCCCGAACUCGCAGGCUCCAUGACGAAGGAUCAGACAACACACGGUGGCAGAUACUUUGACCCCGUCCGCGACAGCUCGAAGUCGGGCCCGUUCGACUCGAGCAACAACAGCAACAGCAAUCGCCGUGGUCAACAUCUGUACCCGUCCCUUCCCAGUCCGGGCGGCUGGGCGAACGCACUCCCUUCUCCUACCGCCACUUCUCCCCUGAAUCAGUAUCAUCACUUUGAUCAGCAAUUCCUGCAGCACCCGCUGCCCGAGAGCUCGGUACGUAUGGACCGCGGCAGCAGCUCUCGCUAUCAGCCCUCUCGUCAGUACCAACAGUACAGCUACGCGAUCGGGCAAAGAAUACCCACGCCCGCCCAUGGGAUCGGAGGGGAGGGUGGAGGCGGGAGAGGAUACGGAUGUUCACCGCACCAGCAAAUGUGGCGGAGUCCAGCCGAGGCAUCUAUCCCUUCGACGCCGUACUACACCCCACGGCAACCGCACAAACGGUUAAGCAUGGCCAGCAGCAGCGCCAACCCCGGAUACCUCUGCGACACGCCGUUGUACCCCCCCAUCAUGCCCCCCCCGGCCGAACAAUUCCAGGAAUAUACACAACCGUUCUCGCCAGCGCUAGCCCCAGAGCUGCCGCAAGUAAUCCCGCAGCGCAGAGAAUCAACCGAGGCCUGCCACCACCUCGAUCCCGCACACCUGUCGAAGCGUCGCAGGAUCUCGGGUCACGCCCACGCCCACGCCCACGCCCAGGGUCCAGAGGGCUUCGAACACGAGGAUGAUUACCGCGCGAGGAUGUUUGUCAGACCACCACCGCCGCCGCCGCCGCAGCAGCAGCAGCCAGCCGUCCUGGAUCCCUCCGUCGAGGCUGAGGGCGAUGUAGCGCAGGCCGCGGCGGGAUUGAUGUGUCUCAACCAGCAGGAUAUCGAGCUCGAGAGGGAGAAUAGUCGCAGGAGGAACAGUACCUGAUCUGGGCUGAGUCCGCACGGAUUUCCUUUUGCUUUGUUUUGUUUUUUUGUUUUUUUCUCUUUUG